AUGGCUGAGUCCUCCCCCCGGAAGAAGAUAAAAUGCCAUCAGACCAUUCCAGAGAACGUCCCUUUACCCCCUACGUACCUGAAAGUUCUUCCCCACGUGGCUCCGAGAACCCAGGACCGUCCAGGGUACAUCAAACGGGGAAUCCCCGACGUCAAUCGACCUCCACCUGCCAACAACAUUGAACACAAAGUUCCCUGUGACAACUUGAAGAUCACAGACACUCUUCUGAAGGAAUUCAGAAUCUCCCUCCAGCAGGGAAUCCCCGACGCUUUCAAAAUUCAUGACCUGAGCCAUCCCUUCUUCCCAGAAGGCGACAAUCCCCACUGAGCCCCAACGUCAUCAUCCGAAGU
Messenger RNA from Diachasmimorpha longicaudata, 350 nucleotides. RefSeq lists its product as uncharacterized. The coding region runs from base 1 to 327 and encodes 108 amino acids. The transcript is spliced from 2 exons. Lineage: Eukaryota; Metazoa; Arthropoda; Insecta; Hymenoptera; Braconidae. The record is from RefSeq and is a predicted model, not a curated record.